Molecule: messenger RNA, 2034 nt
Organism: Ziziphus jujuba (common jujube)
Lineage: Eukaryota; Viridiplantae; Streptophyta; Magnoliopsida; Rosales; Rhamnaceae
Exons: 9
Coding region: 232-1776 (514 amino acids)
Source: RefSeq, a predicted model, not a curated record
GUACCAUUUCAUCAACAAAGCGAGAAAAAGUCCCCUGCGACACUACCAAACGGAGACACACAUAUAGAAAUUCAAUUCAAAGUUCCAAUUCAAAGCAAUUGAAAAGAUUUUCUCGGAAAUUGAAAAGAUUUGCUCAGAAUUUCAAGGCAGUGCUUCAAGAAAUAAAUAAAUAAAUUCCAUAUUCUUUGAAGACGUUGAAGAGUUGAAGACCAAUUGGGGUUUUGGCUUACAAUGGAGGAAGAUAAACAGCCAUUAAAGGAAGAGAAUAAUCCUCAAAAGAUAGAAGAUGAAGAAGCAGAGGUAGAAGAAGCCAAAGAACCCCCAAAACAAAGUAGUGGAGGAGGAGGAGGAGGAGGAGGAUGGGGAGGCUGGGGGUUUUCCCCGUUCUCUGUUCUCUCGGAUCUCCAAAAGGCCGCCGAAGAGAUUACUCGCAAUGCUACUGCGGCUGCUCAGACAGCGGCGAAGAGCAUUGCAGACAUUCAAAAUGCUGAGGACUCGGAGUCUUCUAAGGAGGAGGAAGGGAUUGAAGAAUCUGCAACUGAGAAGGAGAGUGAAGAUGAGAAUGAUAAGCUGCGAAAAUCUGCUCUGGAUAGAUUGGAGAAAGCUAGUGGCGAUUCGAUCUUUGGUCAGGGUUUGAAGGUUUUGGAUAACUCUGUGGAGAAUUUUGCUUCUGGAGCAUGGCACACAUUAGGAAGUGCAUGGAAAGGGGGCACAGAUUUGGUUCAAAAGCUUGAGCAUUCUGCUGUCAACCUCGCAGACUCUAUUCAGCAUGGCGGUUCAGUUGCACCAUCCAUAUUAGAGACUGGAAAAGUUUUUACCUCGAAGGGAAUGCAAGUGCUUGAACUUGUAGGCAAGGAAACUAUGGAUCUGUUGAUCUCAGAGACAGGUAUAGAAGUUGAGAAGAAUUCUAAAGAUGCCGAACAAGAAACAACUGAUGAUCAAUUACUUGAGGAAGUGACAUUUGACCGAUGCUUCUACAUAUAUGGAGGUCCUGAACAGUUAGAGGAAUUGGAAGCAUUGUCCAACCAUUAUGCACUGUUAUUUAACCGAAGAAAAGGAAAACUAUCAUCUGAUCAGAAAUCUGUUUAUGAUGGAAAGCUUAAGGAGGUUCAACAGAUUUUCAGUGUGCACACUGAAAUGGAUGGAAGUGGUACAGAAUCAGACAAAGGCAAGAAAAAAGAGACCGGGGUUGAUGGAGAUAGCGAUGAGAUUAAAAAUUUACAUGAUUCAAGUGUCAGCAAGGCUGCUGAUAUGGCUGCAGGGUUCACCAGCGCUUUAGCAGGAUUAGCUGUUAAUGACAUAAUUCAAAGGACUGCUGGCAGGCUAGAAUCACUACACUCAGAGGGUGUUCAUAGACUCUCAGAUAUGUGCUGUUCUGCAGUGUCCCAAUUACUGAUACUUGGCAAAUCCGUCAUAUCCGGUGCUAACAAAAUUCAGGAAGAUGCUGAUACUGAUUUGGUGAAUAUUGAUUGGCCUGAAGAUUCUGUUGAAAAAGCUAAGAUUAUCAGAUCAAAAGCUCAAUCAAUGACAGGAUAUGUGGAAGCAGUGGCUAACAGUUUCAUUACAGGCAUAUCCGAUGUGGCCGAAGCUUAUUUAGCGGCCAUAAAAGCUGCUUCUGUGGAAUCCAAUGAAGUUUCACAGACAUCAAUCCAGGAAAAAGCAAAUGCCUUCUCUGAGCAUCUCCGUGUUGACCAGACCACAGCCGUGGGAAAGAUCCAGGAUGGGCUACAAUAUUUAUGCUAUGUAGUUGUUUCUACUUCUAUGCCUGCUGCUUGAAAUCUAGGAUGCAUUAGUCUGUCAAAUACUCUUAGCUUUCUCUCUCUGUACAUAGUUUCCAUUGAAAGUGGGGUUUGAACUCCAAUUUCAUUUAAACUUUUAUGUGAUAGUUAUGCCACUGAAAUUUCACUGAAGAAGCAUAACAUAAUUUUCUUAGAAUGUCAAGAGUGGUGUCUGGCUCUUCAAUGAUUGGAAAUCUUAUGAAAAAACUUAAAAAAAAAAAAGUUUCUUAUUUCAAUAACAUGUAUUAUUCUUUAA